Molecule: messenger RNA, 5353 nt
Organism: Haliotis rufescens (red abalone)
Lineage: Eukaryota; Metazoa; Mollusca; Gastropoda; Lepetellida; Haliotidae
Product: protein mono-ADP-ribosyltransferase PARP14-like
Exons: 15
Coding region: 469-4164 (1231 amino acids)
Biological process (GO): negative regulation of gene expression
Cellular component (GO): nucleus; cytoplasm
Molecular function (GO): NAD+ poly-ADP-ribosyltransferase activity; transcription corepressor activity
Source: RefSeq, a predicted model, not a curated record
CAGGAAGAAAAUCAAUAGAAUAUAUAUAGACAUCCACUAUUUUCUACGUGCUCAGGUACGGCUAUUAGUUUACAGGUAGCCAGUCUAGCUAGCAGGUAUUUCCAACUGCUCAAGGUAUGUUGUAACAGGAUGUGAUAGUACAGCAGGUUUGUAAUUGACAUGGCGUCUAAUACACUGACACUGUCAAAGAAGUGAAUCUUGGCUAGGGACGCCUGAUCUAGUUCCUGCCACCCUGCUGAUUGUUGGUACAUUUGAUAGCAGUGCCCAUUGCAGCCAUGUCGAAGUAUACCCAGACGUACGUGCACAUACCAUGCAGACAUGAUGAGUGAUAUCUAAUGAAGACUUUGCAUGAUUCGCAUGUCGCCAUGGGAGUUUUAUAACAACAGAACGUAAACAAGAUUACGAUUUUGUAAGAAAAGGUGCCGACACAGAGAAGACUUAUUUUUGAAGGACUGUUUUCAAACAGCAAUGGCUACCAACCCAAUGUACGGACUGUUCGGAACAUCUGAGGAUGAGCUGCUGCUGAAUGAUGAACAGCUGGGACUCACAACAGCUCAGUUUGGAGAUGGUGUCCGGGGCUUUCUGAUGAGCAGUGUAUCUGAGGAUGUGGCGGAUGAAGAUAUACUUUACAGAAGGUUGCUGAUGGGCAGAGACAGCGUGUUUGACGAUCCUGACGAGGAUGACGUGACACAUGACUUUGGAGACAGUGCUCGUACAGUGCUACGUAAUCGUGCUGGAAGAACGUUGGGCAGUAGAGAAAAGAGGCGUAGCCUAUUGUCGUACUGUACUGACCGCCCAAAAGGCCAGGCUGUUCAACCAAGGGAUAGAACACUCCAGAUCAUCACAUCAGAGAUAUGUGAAAUUAUCUCCCCUUGGGACACUGUAUCCGAUUCAGAACGCCUUCCUGAUCCGCCAUCAGCUACAUACCUUGAGCUGCUUCGCGCAGAUGACCAUAUCUUGUACACCAUUCAGAACCUGGAUAUCAACAAGGUGAAGUUUGUGAAACAAUCUCAUACAUAUGGCAUGAAGUUAGCAACCUCAGUAUACCCUAAACAUGGUGAAAUCAGAUGGGACGAAAGUGGGGAUAAUGAACUGGUCAUUGCACUGGUACAAGAGAAACUCCUCGAUUCUUCAGACUCUUCAGUUUCCUACAUUCAGACAUGGAGAAAAGGCAUGGAUACAAUCAUCACAGAUGUCCUUAGAGAUAUAAAAGUACAUACAGUUACAGUAAUGCAUAUACUGUGGCCGGAAAUGAAACAGAAAGAUUUAUCAAAUAUUCUUCCACAAACAUCAGAUGAAGUAAUGGUGAGUCAGUCCGAGGACCAUCCAGGAUAUUUAGUGGUUGGAGAACAGGACCGUCUUUUACCUAUUGUACAAAACCUGCUGGUGCUUGUUGAACACGCCGAGGAGGAGCAUAUCCUGAGGAAGUACGCACCAGAGCAGGCCACACCGACAUCAGGAGAAGCUGGUUCAGGGGAGGAAAAGCAGGAAAGAAAGAUUUACGAAGAAAGAGACAAAAUCAUGUUUCUUCAGAGACACUGCUCAUCGUCAAUAGAUGUCAUUAGAAGAGAACUGUCUGUCAUUAUCUCAUUUGAUCUCAAGUCCAAUUGUAUCAUCAUGCAUGGUAGAAAGGCUGAAGAAGCUUUUAGCCGCAUAAAGACCCUGGCCACUGAUGUUCAGAUGGAAGCAUACAAGUCAGAGCUGAUGGGGGGCAGAAAAUAUUUCAAAUCCGCAACAGGGGAGUCGACAAUCAGACAAGCGGAAGAUAAAUAUAAGUGUUUCAUUAGUAGAGACCCUGAGAGGACGGGGGAAGAACAUCCGGACGACGUUGCAUCAGCUGACAUUGAAGUUGUUCUCAAACUAGGAGAUAUCGCAAUUACAAAGGCGGAUGUCAUUGUCAACUCAACAAACGAGAAACUCGACCUGUCUGGUAGUAACCUGUCGAAGGCCAUCAUCAAAGUAGGCGGCGCUAGCAUACAGGUGGAAUGCAAGGAGCUUUAUCCACAAGGUUGUAGAGUUGGUGAUGUUGUGAAGACUCGUCCUGGAAAAUUACGCUGCAAGGAGCUGUAUCAUUGCUGUCUUCCAAUCUGUAGACCAGAGCAUCACGAUCAGGCUGAGAAGAUUCUACGGCAGACAAUACUGCAAUGUCUACACAAAGCGUCUACAGCGGGUCACAGCAGCAUAGCCUUCCCCGCCAUUGGCACAGGCAAAAGGCAAUAUCUGGCAGAUACAGUAGGAAUAUGCUUUAGAGAGGCUGUUAAGGAAUUCUCAACAUCAAACCACUGCAGUUCUCUAGCAGAGGUUGUGAUUGUAUUUUUUCACAAGGACCAAUAUCUAUUGAAGAUUUUCAAGGAUGCUUAUGACAGUGAGAAAAUGAACCCACGAAUUACCUCCCUGUCAAACAUUUCAAUGAUGACAGAGUUCCUCCUUGGCCAUGUUCAGCUUGAAGUGAAAGAAGGCAACAUCUUUAAGGAAGAUGUGGAUGUUGUUGUAGUCCCCACCGACAACAAGAUGUCAGUCUCGUGCGAAGUAAAGUGGACCUUUGUACAUGAAUUUGGAGACAACACCUUUCGUCAGUGGAAAGAUGCAAACAUCAGAAAGUCAGGAGGUGUGAUGCUGCGAGUCCCCGGACAUCAUUGUUCAAGUGUACUGGGCGUAUCCAAGGAUUACUUCUACGGAGACUUGUUCCAGAUGAUCUGCAAGUGUCUGCGGAAAGCUGAGAAAAACAAAGUCACCUCCAUCGCCAUCCCGCUUAUGGCAGGUAAGGCUGAAACUCUCCCGGAAGUAUUGAUCAACUCCGUCAAAGGUCUCAUGGGCGCACUGGAGUUUGUCCGAGAAGUCAGACUUGUCUUCACUGACCCUGCAGCUAUAGUUGCCGCCGUGCAGCUGUUCGAAAAACAUCUUAGUUCUACAUGUGUGGGAAGAUACAGGUUUGCAGAAACGUCUUCUCAACAUCCAACUGAGGGAUCACUAACACCGAAAGACAUCAAUGGCAGUACAAUGCAAGGUGGACUUGUCAUGAACAUAGUGUUUAACAACAGCAGAAGUUUUGGAGAAUGUCAGCAGUUCUUGGACAACCUAUUGAGAGAGAACCUGUCUGUGGAGACACUGGAGAACCCAACAAUCUGUGAACUGACACAACAACAGGUAAAAGACAUCCAACGCACGUGUGCCGAUAUUGACGUGAGGGCAGAGGUGAUUACUGAGAACUGUGUCAUUCAUCACUCUGGGAUGAAGGUUGACGCCAUCAAGGCCAAGAGCCUAACACAGGAAGUGCUGAAAAAUAUUGAGUUCCUGAAGAAGAACCUUGAAAAGGCCGAACUUCUACGCUGCAUUGUGGAGUGGUGGUAUAUCACGGAGGAUGGUCUUGAGAUGGGGUUCACGCCCAUGACCAGUAUGUUGAUCGAAGAAGCUUUUAUAAUGAGGUCUACACAUCCUACGGCUGUGGUACCAACAUCGACAUCUAAGGUCAACAUAGACUUCACCUCUAUGGAGCUUAGUCCCCGGGAAAACCCCAACCACACACUACAGAUUUUCAGAAAAAAAGGCCCAGCUGUGCCUCUCCCUAAUACCUGGGAAGACAUGGGUGCCAAAGAUAUGGUCGCGCCCAGGAUCAUGGCGGGACCCGAAGCAGAUGAACUUCGUCAAAUAUUCAUGUCCAGCGCUGGGAACAAGUUUGAGAUAUUAGGGGUGUUCAGGAUACAGCACAGGUACCUGUACGAGCAGUAUCAGAUACAGAAAGAAGCCAUGGAAAGAAACUACCCACACAAGAGCAAUGAAAGACAACUCUGGCAUGGUACGAAUGUAGACGCCAUUAAAAACAUCAACAAAUAUGGAUUCAAUAGAGGCUACUGCGGAAAGAACGGCACGAAGUAUGGACGGGGUGUAUACUUUGCUACCGAAGCCAGUUAUUCCGCCAAUGAUGUCCUCUCUGUUCCGGACGAUGCCAAACACAAGUACAUCUAUCUGGCGCACGUUCUCACCGGCGUGUCAACAAAGGGCAGCAAGAAAAUGUUUGACACUCCGUUAAUUGACCGGAAACGAUCUGUCCGUUAUGGAUGCGCCGUGGACAGAAGCGACAAUCCCUCCAUGUAUGUCGUGUUCAGGGACACACAGGCCUACCCCAAAUACUUGUUUGUUUUCAAAAAAGGAAAAUCCAAGUAAAACACACUACCACCAUUUUCAUGUGAGUGUCACGGCAGUGUGGUCGCAAUACUGCAGGCGACAGACAGCAUGGAAACCUGUGACUCAACCAAAAGGAUUUUCAGCAAAUAAUCAAACUAACAAUGACAAUGAACAUUCUCUAAUAUAUGGGAAGAAAGUAUUAUAUUUUAGCUCACCUGCAAACAUCCUCUCCUUUGACACCACCUCGCCCUCGCUUUGUAAGCAUCUUCCCCUCAUCAUUAGAAACCAAUUGACCAAUGAAGCUGAAACUUCACAUGCUUGUUCCCACUAAUGACGACACCCAUAUUUGUCUCAAGGGGUUCGAAGCCAUCGUUCUAUGUGGUCACCACGGUAGUCAUAUUGAGAAAGCUAUGUAUAGCCACCACCACAUGGUAUAUAUUUAGCAAGUUGUGUGAUGUAAGCUUCGUCUUUUUGCAAUAGUUUUAAUGUUACACCACUAAUCAGUGGUAUGACUUUUGCACCAAUACCUUUUCGUAUGACUGGUUACAUCAGUACUGUCUGGUGUGAUGAUUACCAAUACCGUGUCGUAUAACUGUUACAUCAAUAUUGUGUGGUAAGACUCUUGCGCCACUAUUGUGAGAUAUGACUUUUACACUACCUUUGGGUAUGACUGGUAGACCAAUACUAGCAGGUAUGGUUGUAACAACAAUAAUACCAAUAUCAACUUAACGUAACCAAUCUAGGCUGUGGAGCUACGCAAAUACCGUCAUGAUUCCAUUCCGUCUAUAAAUGGUCGUAAUAUUGACGUUGCGUAAGCCCUUUUAACUGUUACUCCAAUUACAGUAAAACUGUCCAUCUGAUUUUGAUCAAAUGUCUUACCAUGCUUGGUAAUGACUUUACAUUUUAGCCUUUUCUCUCUCUGUUAUAGAUAUUAAGCUUUUCGUCAAAAAUAGUACAACCUAGUGUUUCCAAUGAAAGCGUUUGAAUUAACACAAUUUCAGGAUCAUUUCUACGGAGUGCUGCCAAUGUCUAUAACAAUGAAGACAUUACUAAAUAGUUUCCGGACUAAUUAUGUCCAUAUAAACGCGGUUUCACUGUGUAAAUAUUUAUUUGUCCACUUGCUUAUGCAUGCUAAAUAUAGCACCUUGCAAUGUGUUAUAAACAUUUUUAUUUUUUUUAUUUUACGUUUUGUAAGAUAUGACAAUAAAUUACAUUUGCUACAUUGUUA